AUGAAGUUCUCAUCACUUGCACUGCUGUUCGCUGUUGUUGCUGUCUCCAGUGCGUUGGCCGAAGACCCAGAAUUCACCUACAAGAGCGAUUCGGAUGCAUUGAGUCCGUCCGAAUGGGAUGAAGGAUACCCGAUGUGUGGCGGAUCCAAGCAAUCACCGAUCGAUAUUACGGCAUCCAAACUGUGUACUUCGCAUGUUCCUCCCCCGUUGGCGUUCACUGGCUCCUGUCCGAGCUAUAACAUGACGGAGGCCUCGGACUCCUAUAUGGCGGCAGUGGAUGGAGGCGAUUGCAUUGUUACGGUGAAGGGGGAGACAUACAACUUCGCCCAGUUCCAUGUGCACACUCCGUCAGAGCACACUAUCAAUGGUAAGGCGUUCGAUGGAGAGAUCCACUUUGUACACAAGAAAGCAGAUGGCUCGGCAGCUCUCGUGAUCGGACUCUUCCUCGAAAAGAGCAAUAAAGCCGACACCGAACCAGCAGUAGACAUCAUCGUGGACGCAAUGAGCGAAGUCACGCACAGCACCUCCAUUCCGAUGACCCUGGGUUCAUACUCGGAGCUUCUUGACGUUUAUAUCAACAAGAGCCACGUCUACAACUACGCUGGUAGCUUGACGACUCCACCUUGCACCGAAUUUGUGGAUUGGUGGGUGAUCCGCAAGCCCGCUAGAAUCUCAUCGGUUCAGUUUGAUCGCAUCGUAGCAAACCUCGCUGAUCUAGAGGUUACUGACAACGGGAACAACGCACGCCCCGUUCAACCUCUCAACGGACGCACUGUCACGACGUACAAUUGA
Phytophthora nicotianae INRA-310 is the source of this 792-nucleotide messenger RNA. RefSeq lists its product as hypothetical. The transcript is spliced from 3 exons. Gene Ontology annotation, molecular function: carbonate dehydratase activity; zinc ion binding. Lineage: Eukaryota; Oomycota; Peronosporomycetes; Peronosporales; Peronosporaceae. The coding region runs from base 1 to 792 and encodes 263 amino acids. The record is from RefSeq and is a predicted model, not a curated record.